This is a messenger RNA of Arabidopsis lyrata subsp. lyrata, 456 nucleotides long. RefSeq names its product lysosomal Pro-X carboxypeptidase. The record is from RefSeq and is a predicted model, not a curated record. The coding region runs from base 1 to 456 and encodes 151 amino acids. Lineage: Eukaryota; Viridiplantae; Streptophyta; Magnoliopsida; Brassicales; Brassicaceae. The transcript is spliced from 5 exons.
AUGGGAGAUUGGACAAAAGCUUUCUUGAAACAGUUUCAUUAUCCUCUAGAGAAGAGGAGUGCUUGGUUCAGGCUUAAGUAUCCGUAUAUAGCAAUCGGUGCUUUAGCACCCUCCGCUCAUACUCUUCAGUUUGAUAAGAUUAUUCGUCUUGAAGCUUCUAUGAGACCGUUUCGCAGGAUUUCAAGGGAUCUUCACUCUGUCACUUCAGCCUCAAGGUGGCUAGAGUCAGCCUUUAUCGAUACAGCAAUGGUUAAUUGUCCAACUCCAUCAAAUUCCAUGGCUCCACUGCCUGCUUAUCCGGUGGAGGAGUCUGCAAGAUCAUUGAAGACGGAGAAGCCAGCAAACUUGAUCGUGCAUUUGCAGCUGCAAACUAUUCAGAUUCAGAGAAUUGCUUCGAUAUUGAAAACCAAACUGAUCCUCAUGGAUUCAUUCAAUGGUUGGGAUUGGCAGACCUAA